AAUCCCAGAUUCCUCUCCGCAAGCACAAGAAACCGAAAUCAGCGAGAAGAAAAAAAAAAUCCCCAAUUUUCACGCAGUCUAGGGAUUCAAAAAUUCAACCCCGUCUCCUCAAAAUCCCCAAAUUCAAAACCUAAUUCCGCCAAUUCUCUCGCCAAUUAGGGCAUCGCUAUGUCUGUUCCCGCCAUCGCGCUCUACGCCGGCCCGCCGAGCUCUGUCUGCUCGUCGAUCGCCUCGUCGUCGUCCCACUGCUCUCCGGAUCACGAUCUGAACCCUAACCCUAGCUCAGCUCAGAAGCCGAUCGCCGGCGGGCUCUCCUGCUUGUUCUCGUCCUCUCCCUCGGUUCGCCACUCGAUCAGCAACAACGAGGAUCUCAAUUCUCUAUGGCACGAUCGGUCUGAGGAUCUCUCAAGCUCUUUCUCUUACUCUUCUUACUCUAGCUCCUUCAAAUGUCGUGAUCCGAGCCCCAUCUCGGUCUUCAAUGGGCCGGUUUCGUGUACUGGGUCGUCGAAGAGCUCGCCUUUGAUGAGAAUUCCGAGGGAUUGGAGGAAAGAUCGGAUAUUUAGUGGGUUUGUGAGGAAUGCUUUGGGAUCCUGUUUAGAUUUUAGUAAUUCCGUGGGUUUUGGAGGGGGAGUUGAUGUGGAGGAGUUGACGUUUGAUUUGGAUGAUGAGAGUUUGGUUGAUUUGGAUUGCGAGAAGUAUGCAAGGGAUUUUCUGUUGGGAGCGCAGUCGAGGCAUACCAUUUUCCAUGAGGAGCUUGUGGUCAAGGCAUUUUAUGAAGCUGAGAAAGCUCACAGGGGGCAGAUGAGAGCAAGCGGAGAUCCAUACUUGCUGCAUUGUGUGGAGACAGCGGAAUUGUUAGCAAAGAUUGGUGCUAAUGCUACAGUUGUGGCUGCAGGGCUUCUACAUGAUACUCUUGAUGAUUCUUUUAUGAAUUAUGAUUAUAUUUUCCGGAUGUUUGGAGCAGGUGUGGCUGAUCUGGUUGAAGGGGUUUCUAAGCUCAGUCAACUGAGCAAGUUGGCUCGUGAUAAUGACACUGCAAGCAAAACAGUGGAGGCUGAUCGAUUACACACUAUGUUUCUUGCUAUGGCAGAUGCCAGAGCAGUACUUAUCAAACUUGCUGACAGACUUCAUAACAUGAUGACCUUGGAAGCAUUAUCCCUUGACAAGCAGCAGAGAUUUGCAAAGGAGACUCUGGAGAUAUUUGCUCCUUUAGCGAAUAGAUUGGGGAUUUUUAGUUGGAAGGAGAAGCUAGAAAAUCUUUGCUUCAAGCAUCUUUAUCCAGAGCAGUAUAACGACCUAUCUUCCAAGCUUGUGAAUUCCUUUGAUGAAGCAUUGAUUUCGUCUGCUGUGGAAAAGUUUGAAAAGGCUCUCAAGGAUGAAGGUGUUUCUUAUCAUGUUCUAUCAGGGAGGCACAAGAGCUUGUAUAGUAUUUACUCCAAGAUGCUAAAGAAGAAACUUACAAUGGACGAGGUUCAUGACAUUCAUGGAUUACGUCUGAUCGUUGACAAAAAGGAGGAUUGUUACAAAGCACUGGAUGUUGUUCACCGUUUAUGGCCCCAAGUUUUUGGUAGGCUCAAGGAUUACAUAAUCCAUCCUAAAUUUAAUGGGUACCAGUCCAUACACACAGUUGUUAUGGGUGAAAAUACACUUCCAUUAGAAGUUCAAAUUCGAACAAAGGAGAUGCAUCUACAAGCAGAAUUUGGAUUUGCUGCUCACUGGAGGUAUAAGGAAGGUGAUUGCCAGCAUUCCUCGUUCGUGUUACAGAUGGUAGAAUGGGCUAGAUGGGUCGUGAAUUGGCAGUGUGAAGCUAUGAGCAAAGACCGGUCUCUCCCAGCAUACGACUCUGAUUCGGUUAGACCAAGAUGCCCUUUUCCAUCUCACUCUCCUGACUGCCCUUAUUCUUACAGUCGGCAAUGCGAUCAUGAUGGACCCAUCUUUGUCAUCCUGCUGGAGAAUGAGAAGAUGUCAGUACAGGAGUUCCCUGCUAACUCAACGAUAGUGGAUUUAUUAGAAAGAUCGGGAAGAGGAAGCACAAGGAGGAGCCUUUAUAAUUUCCCGGUAAAGGAGGAGCUUAGGCCAAGGCUAAACCAUAAACCAGUUGGAGACCCGAGCCAAACUCUCAAGAUGGGGGAUGUUGUGGAGCUUACACCCGCUAUACCUGAUAAAUCUCUGACAGAAUAUAGGGAAGAGAUCCAGCGGAUGUACGAGCAAGGCCUAGUUUCCACUGCCUAACCUUAUGUAGUUUAGUCAUUGUUCGAUUGUAUAUAUUAGGGAGGGGGAAAAAGUGUACAUAAAUUCUCAUAUCUCGGGGUGUGGAAGCAGUAUUCAAGCUGAAGGUCAAUGUGAGUUCAGUUCCAG
Molecule: messenger RNA, 2358 nt
Organism: Asparagus officinalis (garden asparagus)
Lineage: Eukaryota; Viridiplantae; Streptophyta; Magnoliopsida; Asparagales; Asparagaceae
Product: probable GTP diphosphokinase RSH2, chloroplastic
Exons: 7
Coding region: 169-2232 (687 amino acids)
Biological process (GO): guanosine tetraphosphate metabolic process
Cellular component (GO): chloroplast
Source: RefSeq, a predicted model, not a curated record